This is a messenger RNA of Funneliformis geosporum, 952 nucleotides long. The record is from the annotation of a GenBank genome assembly. Lineage: Eukaryota; Fungi; Glomeromycota; Glomeromycetes; Glomerales; Glomeraceae.
AUGACAGAAAUAAAAAUCCCUUUCACUAAAACUAAAAUAGAAACUAUUCCAGCUGACAAACUAGAGGCUGGUUGCAAAGGAGUAGAAUUGGAAAUCAGCACCAGUUUUAAAAUGGGAGAGGGUUUGGGAAUUAAUUUAUCUAAGUGUCACGGUGGCACUCCAGAAAAUACUUUUGCUAAAAUGUUUUUUGUGUUUAAGGAUGGAGUCAAAAAUAAUCUUUAUGAUGACCUUCUAAGCAGUUCAAAAACUAAUUUUGAGUUAAGUUUUGAAAAAGAGAAAGUUUUUUUAAUGGUUGGCGGUUUUUGUAAUUUUAUUGAUAAAACCAAACCAGAAAUCCAAGUUUAUCCGGCUCCUAACAGUCGGAAAAUGGGUGUCUUUUUUGAACCAAAGUUUUCUGCCAAAAAUGACACCAAAGACUUAAAAAAGGCGAUUGAGAAAGUUAAAAAAGUAAGUAAAGAUAUUUUAGACAAUAACCAGGAUUUAAAAGAUAGUUUAAAAGAAGCCCAAGACCGGUUAAAAGAUUUAGAAAAAGAACAAACUUCUUCUGAUAAAGAUAAGAAAGGUAAUUUCGAAUAUAUUACCAUUAAAGACCAUGCUAAUUUUGCUGAAAAAGGGCAGGAUAUUGUCUGUGCGGCUAUUUCUGCUAUCACCAACGGCACAGUUAAUUUUCUCCAAAAAAACUACCAAAAGAAUUGCCGAAUUUCUUACUUUCCGGCUGAAAUAAGUAUUUAUCCCCAAAAUGAUAACCCUGAUUGUCAACUAUGUUUAAAGUUAAUGCUCUAUCAAUUAGAGAAUAUUGCUAAUUCUUACCCUGCUUAUUUAAAAUUCAAAAACUUAAAAGUGGGGGAAUUUGUUAGUAAUUAUACCACUUCUUUUUCAAACUUAAAAUUUUUACCAAAAUUCCAUAAUUUUUUCGAAGGAGCAGAAUAUCAAGAACCCGAAAUUAGAAACG